GCAUAAAAAAAUCCAAUGAACCAGAGCAAGUAUUUACACAUAUAGAAAAGCAAUUUUGGCGUGUGGUGUACUCAGCCUGACUCCCUCUCUUCAAAAAAUCGUUCUGGUUGCGAAAUUUAUAUAUUUUGAACUAAAGAUGUCUCUCGUUGCUACCAGUAAGGACCAGUUCCAGCCGAUGCUCCGUCUGCUCAACACCAACGUUGACGGUAACGUGAACAUUAUGUACGCCCUGACCAAGAUUAAGGGUGUGGGUCGCCAAGGCGACAUUGAUAUCACCAAGCGUGCUGGUGAGGUCACCGCCGAUGAGCUCGAGCGCGUCAUUGAGAUCGUCCAGAACCCCCUGCAGUACAAGAUCCCCGCGUGGUUCCUGAACAAGCAGAGAGAUCACACCGAUGGCACUACCAACCAGCUGGUUGCCAACAACGUUGAUAUUGAGCUCCGCAAGGAUCUCGAGCGCCUGAAGAAGAUCCGCGCUCACCGUGGUAUCCGUCACUACUGGGGUCUGCGUGUCCGUGGUCAGCACACCAAGACCACCGGUCGUCGCGGACGCACCGUCGGUGUCACCAAGAAGAAGUAAAUUUUUUUUCGAGCGGUUUACUUUUUGUUUCGGCACUGCUGGACUGGUUAUUUUAUCUCGUUUUAUAAAUUUUUUUAGACGGGUAAAAUACAUUGACAUACUUCGUUAGUUGAAAAAAGAAAA
Molecule: messenger RNA, 700 nt
Organism: Kickxella alabastrina
Lineage: Eukaryota; Fungi; Kickxellomycota; Kickxellomycetes; Kickxellales; Kickxellaceae
Product: 40S ribosomal protein S18
Exons: 4
Coding region: 137-577 (146 amino acids)
Biological process (GO): translation
Cellular component (GO): cytosol; ribosome; small ribosomal subunit
Molecular function (GO): RNA binding; structural constituent of ribosome
Source: RefSeq, a predicted model, not a curated record